Molecule: messenger RNA, 984 nt
Organism: Saimiri boliviensis boliviensis (Bolivian squirrel monkey)
Lineage: Eukaryota; Metazoa; Chordata; Mammalia; Primates; Cebidae
Source: RefSeq, a predicted model, not a curated record
CGGGCCCGGGGGGUCGGUUUCUCUCAUAAUACAAAUGAAAUAGAAGCACUAGAGACCAGUAGAUUUUAUGAAGACAGUGGCUAUUCUUCAUCUUCUCAAUUAAGUGGCCUCAAUGAACAUGAAGAAGAUAGCCUCCUGGAGGAAAAUUUCAGUGACAGUCCACAAUCCUGCCUGCUACAGGUACAAAGCCCAGACCAAUAUCCCAACAAAAACUUGCUGCCAGUUCUUCAUUUUGAAAAAGUGGUUUGUUCGACAUUAAAAAAGAAUGCAAAAUGAAAUCCUAAAGUAGAUCAGGAGAUGCUGAAGGAAAUUAUAGCCAAAGGGAAUUUUAGACUGCAGAAUAUAAUUGGUAGAAAAAUGGGCCUAGAAUGUGUAGAUAUUCUCAGUGAACUCUUUCUAAGAGGACUCAGACAUCUCUUAGCAACUAUUUUGGCACAACUCAGUGAUAUGGACUUAAUCAACCUGUCUAAAGUGAGCACAACUUGGAAGAAGAUCCUAGAAGAUGAUAAGGGGGCAUUCCAAUUGUACAGUAAAGCAAUACAGAGAGUUACCGAAGACAAUAAGUUUUCACCACAUGUUUCAACCAGAGAAUAUGUUAUGUUCAGAAGCCCACUGGCUUCUGUUCAGAAAUCAGCAUCCCAGACUUCUCUCAAGAAAGACGCUCAAGCCAAGGUAGCCAGUCGAGGUGAUCAGAAAGGUUCUGCUUACAGUCGACACAAUGAAUUCUCUGAGGUUGCCAAGACUUUGAAAAAGAACGAAAGCCUCAAAGCUUGUAUUCGCUGUAAUUCACCUGCAAAAUAUGAUUGCUAUUUACAAAGGGCAACCUGCAAACGAGAAGGCUGUGGAUUUGAUUAUUGUACAAGGUGUCUCUGUGAUUAUCAUACUACUAAAGACUGUUCUGAUGGCAAGUUCCUCAAAGCCAGUUGUAAAAUAGGUCCCCUGCCUGGUACAAAGAAAAGCAAAAAGAAUUUACGAAGAUUGUGA